UCAUGGGGCCCCCGGGCAAAGAGGGAUCAUGGGGCACCUGUGUCCUUGCCCAAACUCAAAAAAUCAUAUGAAAAAGGUACCAGGGGCAUCUCAUGGGGCCCCCUACUGACCCCGGGCCCUCGGGCAGUGCCCGAGUUUCCAAAUGGUCAGUCCGCCCUUGGUGUUGCUCCCUGUCAAAGCUUAUACAUGGCUAAGGAACUUCCUCCAUUCCAUGAGAAAAUGAUUGAGCUCUGCAUUAUGAGAAUGAAUGGAAGAGAGGCAUAGGCCGUUGUCCUUAGGUGCCA
Messenger RNA from Staurois parvus, 284 nucleotides. NCBI's taxonomy places the organism in Eukaryota, Metazoa, Chordata, Amphibia, Anura, Ranidae. The record is from the annotation of a GenBank genome assembly.